AUGGAAGAGUACUUUCAGGAGGCCGGUAGGGCCGGUAGAGAUGGUCUUCCUUCAAAAGCCCACAUCUACUACAAUUCAUACGAUACAUCAAAGGCAAGAAAACAUUUGUCUUCAGUAAUGAGGGAUUAUGUGCAAUCAAAGAAGUGUAAAAGAGAAAUUAUUAUGGGAUAUUUUGGGUUUUCCCCUCUGCCACUUGACACAGCUCAUGCAUGUUGUGAUUAUCAUGACAAACUUUGUAGCUGUGAUGACUGUGUGCUCUCUGAUGUUGCAUCUUUAAUGGCUCCCACCUUGACAGAUGAAGCCCCUCCAUUAUCUAAUGAAGAUGUUUAUCCUUAUUCCAAACUAAACAUGGAGCAAAUAGCCAAGCUGAAUGAAGAACUUGUUAAAUUUAGAUUCUCAUUACCUGGACAUGGUAGGACAUCAGUAGGGAGUACAAGCCUGAGCAGUGGUGUUACUAUAAAGUUAAUUCGUGAAGUGGCUGAAAAUGCACACACAUUCUCUUCAGCAGAAGACAUUGAAAAAAGACUUCCUAUCUUUAGCCAAAGUCAUGCCAUUUCAAUGUGGAAAAUUGUUAAACAAUUCCUUCAGAAAGUGUGA
Porites lobata is the source of this 597-nucleotide messenger RNA. The record is from the annotation of a GenBank genome assembly. Lineage: Eukaryota; Metazoa; Cnidaria; Anthozoa; Scleractinia; Poritidae.